Messenger RNA from Angiostrongylus costaricensis, 1731 nucleotides. Lineage: Eukaryota; Metazoa; Nematoda; Chromadorea; Rhabditida; Metastrongylidae. The record is from the annotation of a GenBank genome assembly.
AUGUCCACAAAAACUGAUCUGCUUCGGGCUCAAUUCUCUUCAUCAAAAGUUCUUACGGUAACAAAUGGAACUCCUAUUAAGGCGUACCUUUUACCAAGUACCGAUGCCCAUCAGGCUUUGGAGCAGCUGGUACCACCGUUUAAACUGCUAAAACAAGGUCAACCCGAUUCGAUCUCUAUUGAAGAUUUUAUAGCUAGAGAACUCGAUGUGGGUGACUGGAUAGGAAUUGACCCUUCACUUCAUACAUAUGAGAAGAAUGAGGAUAGUCGUCCGAUUCCAACAGUCCGUGUGAAGUGUCUAUCACUCGUAGGACAGGAAGCGGAAAGUUAUCAGUUACGAGGAGCAGCUUGGAAAUUAGAAUUGCUCAUACCCAAUGGCGGAGAGCAGCUUAUCAAGACCUUGAGGAGCAUGGGAUUUCACAUCGCAUUAAUCAGACAAAACCUUGUUGAUGAAUUCUGGAGUGAUCGACCUGCACUUCCAGAUAAAUGCCCUAUAAUACUGUUGCCAGGGGAACAUGGCCGAUGUGUAAAGGAUAAAUUAAAGGAGCUACGUGAACGAAUCAGUAAAAAGAAGUGUAAUUCUAUUGUGCUUACUGCUCUUGAUGAUAUAAUGUGGCUAUUAAACAUUCGUGGUUUCGAUGUCAAACAUAACCCUUUGGCAUAUUCAUAUUUGUUGGUAACAGCCUCAGAAGUUCAUCUAUUUAUGGAUAAAGCUAACAAUGAGAUGCGGAGUUAUUUGGAGCAGGAAAAUAUUAUAGCUCACUCUUAUGCGGAAGCUUAUAACUUCAUCUCGAAGUGGAAUCAAAAACAAGAAGCGGAAAAGGCUCAACACAGAGUGUUUGUGCCUACUUCUACGAAUUAUUUGUUCGGCAGCCUUUUCGCCCAUUCUUCAGUUGUUGAUGGCAGCCCGGUGCAAGUUAUGAAAGGAGUGAAAAACCAUGUAGAGUUGGAGGGUAUGCGUCAAAGUCAUAUUCGAGACAGUGCAACACUGGUAAGCUUCUUAAUGUGGAUAGAGGCAGAGUUGCUUGAAGGACAUUCUCAUUCAGAGAUUGACGUGGCGAACAAAGUUGACUCAUUAAGAGCUGGUACGGAGAAAUACGUUGAUUUGAGUUUUUCAACAAUCUCAGCUGCUGGUGAUCACGCGGCCAAACCGCAUUAUCAUUCUGAAGGUGAAGAAGGCAAACGUUUGGUUACUGCCGACCAAGUAUACUUGUUGGAUUCUGGAGCGCAUUAUAGAGACGGAACGACCGACGUGACGCGCACGAUUUGGCUGGAAAAGAAUUCUCCUGUGCCGAAUGAGUUCGUCCAAUGCAAUACUCUCGUUCUUAAAGGCCACAUUACCUUAGCGAAUACCGUGUUUCCACAAGCGACAACCGUACGCAUUGGCCAUAGGGCUGUCAACACGAGUCCGGAUUACUGGAUACGUGAAGGCAUGGUUCUAACGAUUGAACCUGGCUAUUACCUUGUCGACAAAUGGGGAACUCGGAUAGAGAACUGUUAUGAAGUUGUUAAAGCGAAAGUGCCGUCUGGUGCGGAUUUUCUGGGAUUUCGCGCUCUCACUCUAGUUCCAAUCCAAACAAGUAUAAUUGACAAGUCAUUGCUGUCACAUAAAGAAGCUGAGUGGCUAAAUGCUUACCAUGACCAAGUGCUCUCAAUAGUUGGGGGAUAUUUGCAGAAAGCCAAUAAGACUAAAGAAUUCGAGUGGCUGAAGAAGCACUGUGCUCAUAUCUGA